AUGGCAGGAUUCGCGAUUUCUAAAUUGGCGGUCGCCUUCCUGGCUGUUGCCGCUUUUAUGGGAGGCAACAUACUAGGCGCGGAGCACAAUCCUCGCACUGUUCAUCCAACUGGCAAGCAACACCCACGUAGAGCUGGUCCUCCUAGGAGGCAAACUACUCCACAAGAAUGGGACACUGAGGAUUACAGUGACUAUGUACGUGCAGCGAGAUGUUUGAACCAAAUUAUUCGCGAACUUCCCGAGGAUCUCGUUAGUCGCAUGAGUGACGAAGAUUAUAUUAGAUAUCAUUGGGAGCUUAGAACAAAACUUAACGGAUUCAACGGACAAGCUGUUCCGGAGGAUGUUUUGGAAGAAAUGGCACAGUAUGUGAUCGGUGAUCUUCUCAGAAGAGGAGGUAAUUAUUUGUAUGAACAAAUGGCAAAUACUCCUUUAGGUACAACUCUAGGCGAUAUUCUCUCCGGUGCCUUUGCAAAAUCCGUCGCACCUACAAACAUGCAUGACAACAACGUCGGCACUCUGCGUGCUCCGGAAAAUUAUCCUUACACCUUCGAUGCAAACAACGACAGAAUUAGUGGUUCAAAACACGCCUACCCCGAAAUCAACCAUGGAAUUGGCUUUGAAAACUUCGGUGGUAACUUUGGAGGAAACACAAUAGUAGACAUGUCGCAAAACAAACCUCAAAGCGGCAAGAUCCGUGGCAGCGGCGGCCCUACCUGGGCUGGUAAUUCCGGAUUUGACACUGCUAAGUUAGGUGGCACCCACUCUGGUUCGGCAUCUGCCCAUAAGAAAAAUGGUAAACCAAAAAAACAACGCAAGGCACCAUCUUCAAGCGAUUUUGAAGCGGCAAUCGAUGAACUGUUGAAACUACUAGAAAAGGCUUCUAAAGAAAGCAGUGCGGGUCAUCCACCUCAAUCGGACAUCUUGGUUCAUGGGCCAUCUGGUAUUGAGGAACCUAUCAAACCUACUUACGUAAUCGUACCUGGGCAACGUGGCGAACAGGUACCUUUGCAAUUGACAAUGGACAUUCACACCCCAACACAUGUCCACGAGCCUAUGAGGCCUAGCUACUUAUUUGUGCCUGGACCAUCUCGUGAACAGGUACCUUUGCAACCCACACCGGACUUUCACACCCCUACACAUCUCGAGGAACCUAUCAAACCUUCUAAUGCCACAUUCCCGGCAGGGUAUGACACAUUCCCUGAUGAUAUUCAGAACUUGUUUGUAGAAGACGCAAGUGUUGUCUCACGUGCGAAAAUGCGUCUGCGUGAUAUAUAUGAACACUUACCUCCCGAGGUCUUGGAAGUAUUGCCCAAACAUCACGAAGUUCAUAUCCCUUUCACCCUGAUUGAAGAACUCGCUCUAGCGUUGUCUGUACAAACUCUCCCACAAGCAGUUAAAAGGCAAGUGGCGAGGUUGUUAGCCAACUUGUCUACUGUAAAGCUCUUGGGUCAUCUUCCGAGGGAUGCCCAAAACGAUAUGAAGCGGAUUCAUCACAGCAACUCGAUAUUUUCUGCAAUUAUGUUUGCUUUAAUGACCAACCCAUAA
Messenger RNA from Babesia sp. Xinjiang, 1545 nucleotides. RefSeq lists its product as uncharacterized. The transcript has a single exon. Lineage: Eukaryota; Apicomplexa; Aconoidasida; Piroplasmida; Babesiidae. The coding region runs from base 1 to 1545 and encodes 514 amino acids. The record is from RefSeq and is a predicted model, not a curated record.